ACCAAUAAAGAAACAAGAGGGAAGAAAAAGGAUUGGAUUUGGGGCUUCUCCACCUUCCUUCCUUCCCUAUCGCGCGCCAUUUUGACCCAUAGCCCCCUUCCUUUACUCGUUUCUACCACUCUGCCAUCGACUCCUCCUCUUCCCCUUCCCCUUCCCCACCACCAUCCUCUCGCCGCCGCCGCCGCCGCCGCCGGGGAUGGGAGGAACGCACUUCGCCGGUGACGACCUCGCCCACGAGGCCACCGGCGACGGAGACGUGUGCCGCCGCGACGUGGGCAAGAUGGAGCACGGGUGCGAGCAUUACCGGCGGAGAUGCAAGAUCGUAGCACCCUGCUGCAAGGAGGUGUUCCCCUGCCGCCAUUGCCACAACGACGCCACGGCUUUGGGUGAUCGGCAUAAUAUAUGUCGCCAGGAUGUUGAAAAAGUAGUGUGUGUACUCUGUGAUACUGAACAACCGGUGUCACAAGUGUGCGUAAGAUGUGGAGUCAAUAUGGGAGAAUACUUCUGUGAUGUAUGCAAGUUUUAUGAUGAUGACACAGAGAAAGGGCAGUACCAUUGCCAUGAUUGCGGCAUAUGCAGGGUUGGCGGCAAGGAAAAUUACUUCCACUGUGCAAAGUGUGGGUCAUGUUACGCUGUUGCGUUGCGUGAUAACCAUCAGUGUGUGGAGGAUUCAAUGAGACAGAAUUGCCCAAUCUGUUAUGAGUAUCUAUUUGAUUCAUUAAAAGGAACAAGAGUUCUUAACUGUGGACACACGAUGCACAUGGACUGUUUCGCUGAGAUGGUGGACCAUAAUAAAUACACUUGUCCAAUAUGUUCCAAGACAGCUCUUGAUAUGACAGUUCACUGGGGCAUGUUGGAUCAAGAGAUUGAAGCAACAAUUAUGCCUCCUGUAUAUCGUUACAAGGUUUGGGUUCUUUGCAAUGACUGCAACAAAGUCUCAGAAGUGGACUUCCACGUGAUUGGCCAUAAGUGCAGCCAUUGCAACUCAUACAACACUCGAUCGACGUCGCGGCCUGCAGAUUUAUCAGGAAGCAGUUCUCCGUCGACAACAGACUCAUCUUAAGACAGACAAGCUGUAGAGAAUACAUCAUACUGGUGUAUCACCUGGUCUGUGCAACCAAUGCCAGAACCAUACACAUAGAAGAAGCAUUGUUUCGCGGCAUGGCCCGUCUAGUAGUGUCAACCCCAUCCCUGGGCCAUUGCCGCUUUACCAUUUUACCAAGAUUCAAUUCAUCUCUUGAAUGGUCAGCUACUAGCGUAUUGCUGCAAACAGCAUUGCUUGAUUAUAUUCCCCAGGAGUUGAAUUCUGAGCUACUGUAAUCCAUGGGAAUUGUGUGUACGCUGCUGUUGUCAUGUCCCUGAUUGUAUCAUCCUCAAAAUUUGAGAGAAGUUUAUUAGAUUUUUACACCAAA
This is a messenger RNA of Hordeum vulgare subsp. vulgare (domesticated barley), 1412 nucleotides long. Its product is annotated as E3 ubiquitin-protein ligase MIEL1-like. Lineage: Eukaryota; Viridiplantae; Streptophyta; Magnoliopsida; Poales; Poaceae. Gene Ontology annotation, molecular function: ubiquitin protein ligase activity; zinc ion binding. The transcript is spliced from 12 exons. The record is from RefSeq and is a predicted model, not a curated record. Bases 197 to 1063 code for a protein of 288 amino acids. Gene Ontology annotation, cellular component: nucleus. Gene Ontology annotation, biological process: ubiquitin-dependent protein catabolic process; protein ubiquitination.